AUGCCAAGUAAAUAUGACGAUGGAGAAAAUCGUUUAAAUGAAUAUGAAGUAAUAAAAAAGAUUGGAAAUGGAAGGUUUGGUGAAGUAUUUUUAGUGAAGCAUAAGAGGACACAAGAGUUUUUUUGUUGGAAAGCUAUAUCAUAUAGAGGCUUAAAAGAGAGAGAAAAAUCGCAAUUGGUUAUUGAAGUAAAUGUAAUGAGAGAAUUAAAACAUAAAAAUAUUGUUAGAUAUAUUGAUAGGUUUUUAAAUAAAGCAAAUCAAAAAUUAUAUAUAUUAAUGGAAUUUUGUGAUGCUGGUGAUUUAUCACGAAAUAUUCAAAAAUGUUAUAAAAUGUUUGGGAAAAUAGAAGAACAUGCUAUUGUAGAUAUAACACGGCAAUUAUUGCAUGCUCUAGCAUAUUGUCAUAAUUUAAAAGAUGGACCAAAUGGAGAAAGAGUUUUGCAUCGCGAUUUAAAACCACAAAAUAUUUUUUUAUCAACAGGAAUACGUCAUAUAGGAAAAAUAACUGCGCAAGCUAAUAAUUUAAACAAUAAACCUAUUGCAAAAAUUGGUGAUUUUGGAUUAAGCAAAAAUAUAGGUAUAGAAAGUAUGGCACAUUCGUGCGUUGGCACUCCAUACUAUUGGUCCCCUGAGUUAUUAUUACAUGAAACAAAAAGUUAUGAUGAUAAAAGUGAUAUGUGGGCUCUGGGGUGUAUUAUAUAUGAAUUAUGUUCAGGUAAAACGCCUUUUCACAAAGCAAAUAAUUUUUCUCAGCUAAUAUCAGAGUUAAAGAAGGGGCCAGAAUUACCAAUAAAAGGUAAAUCCAAAGAAUUAAAUUUUUUAAUUAAAAAUUUGUUAAAUUUAUCUGCAAAGGAAAGGCCUAGUGCUUUACAAUGCUUAGGAUAUCAAAUCAUAAAAAAUGUUACACAUUCUGCUGGUAAUAGGAGGGAUAACAGUUGUACAGAAUUAAGUAAUACAAAUAAUUGUAAAUCUAUAGAGCCAAAAAGUUAUAUUGCUUCUCAAAAUGCUUUAAUAAAUAAAAGAACAAAUGAGCAUGAACGACCGCCGAGUUGUGUGAGUAGGCAAGUUAGUAACACAUUAAAUAAGGAUAAUUUUAAAUAUAAUAAAGAAUCCAAUAUUAACUCUCAUACCAUAAAUGGAAAAUAUAUAAAUAAAGAUGAUAAGAUAAAGAUAUAUGAUAUUGAAAAAGAAAAAAUGCAAAGAGAAUUAUUAGAGAGAGAAAAAUUAGAGAGAAAUCGAAUAGAGAAGGAAACUGCGAAAAGGAAGGCUAUGGAAAUAAAAAUAUUGGAAAAAAAACAGAUCGAAAUGGAAAGAAUGGAAAGGAUUGAACGCGAUAAAAAAGAUAGGUUAGAGAGGGAACGAAUUGAGAGGGAACGAAUUGAGAGAGAACGAAUUGAGAGAGAAAGAGUCGAAAAGGAGCGUGUAGGAAGAGUGGAAAGAGAGCGGUUGGAACGGGAACGGAUGCAAAGAAUAGAAAAGGAAAGGAUAGAGCGCCUUGAUAGAGAAAAAAUGCAACAGAAAAUUGAACGGGCGAUGAUGGAAAAAACUAGAAGAGAAAAAUAUUUUUAUAAAGAAAGGGAAACCAGUAAUAAUAGUGCUCGUGUUGAUUCCGUUAAAAAUGGAAGAACCCAACCAAAGAAUCAAACAUGUAGCAAUAAUAGUUAUUCCAGAAUUAAAGAAACAUAUAAUCAUAUAAAUAAUUAUAAAGAAUACAUAUAUGAUAAUAGAAAAAAAAGUAAUUAUGAAGAUACAUAUGAUAAAUGUGACAUGAAUACAUAUAUAAAAAAUAAUACAGGAAGUGGGACGCUAUCAAAUAAGAAUAUACAUAGUUAUAAUGGUAAUGGCACUCGUAUUAAUAAUAAUUAUGUUGCUUCCGAUUGCUACAGCGGUUAUAAUAAUAACAAUACUAUAAGUCAAUAUAGUAAUAAUUGCGUAGAUAGUGUUAAAUUUAAAAAUGAGAAUAAUAAUAAAUAUCAAAUAAAUAUGUCAAAAAAUGCACAAAAUCAUAGCCGAUAUAAUGAAGAUAUCGAUCCUGGUUAUAGAACCCCCCCUUAUGAAAUGAAUUAUAAUGAUAAUAAAACAAGUAACAUUAGCAAUAAUAUCAGUGCUAAUAUCAACAAUAAUGUAAGCAGUAAUAUCGGCAAUAAUAUAAGUAGUAAUGGAAGCAAUAGCAUCACCAACAAUAGUAGUAAUAUUCAUAUAAAUAAUUAUAAUAGCGGUGAAAGAACCUGCAGAAGUAGCAGAAUAUCAAAUGUAUAUUUUAAUGAUAACGCUAGAAGAAGUGUUAGUGCUAUACCCCAUGUAAAUAACAAUAUCAACAGACGUAAAUCGAGUAUACAAAUGUUUGAAGAUGAAUCCUAUAACAAGCACAAUGCUGAUGAAAGUAGAAGUUAUAAAAACCUUGAAAAAGAUAGAGAAUAUUUACUCGAAAAGAGAAAAUUACUUUUGGAGAAAGAAAAGGAGAUUUACGAACUAAUUAAACAUAGUAAUAAUUAUAACUAUUCUAAUAUGCAGAGAUAUGAAAGGUGCGAAAGCAUAGGGAAAACAAAUGACACAAGCCGACGUAACAAAAGUUUAACAAUUUGUAUGAAUGAUCAAGCAAAAAGAACUUCUUAUAAUUCCAAAAGAGAGAAUGAUAGCGAAGAAAACGACUAUGUUAUGAAAAAUCGAAAUAUUUAUACCUUGAAAAAUUUGGUUCAUAACAACGGUGAUGAUAUAUAUGAUAGAAAAUUAUAUUCUUGUAGAUAA
Molecule: messenger RNA, 2748 nt
Organism: Plasmodium berghei ANKA
Lineage: Eukaryota; Apicomplexa; Aconoidasida; Haemosporida; Plasmodiidae
Product: NIMA related kinase 1, putative
Exons: 2
Coding region: 1-2748 (915 amino acids)
Biological process (GO): protein phosphorylation; chromosome segregation
Cellular component (GO): nucleus; centrosome; cytoplasm
Molecular function (GO): protein kinase activity; ATP binding
Source: RefSeq, a predicted model, not a curated record